UUCAUUGUGGGUGUUUGGAGGACAGGCUCUUGACUUGUCUAAAGUAUCGACAACGGUGACUAACGAAGAGCAAUUAAAUUUGGAUUAAAAGGAAAGGUGGACGCGUAUUUCGUACACUUAGUAAAAACUUCGUCAUGUUCGUGUUGAAACUUUCCAAGCGUCAACCAAGACUUGGCAUAUAACGGUGAAACAUUACAAAUUAGCAAUGGAUUGCUAUAAAUGAAGGAUUAUCAAUGUCUAAUACUUGUUGUGUUAGCUAUUCUUUCUCUGUAUCAAUAAAUACAUGGAGAACUCUUAGUAACGUCCAACUCGGAACAAACUACUUUCAAUUUCUGUGACUUUUUAUCACCAAUCGUCUCAAAACAUCGAUAAGAAUGACUGGGAUUUACUCCGUAGGUCUAUUAGCAGUUUUAUUCGUAAGUUUGGUGGAUGGUGAAAUCGCAAGGAAUAGGAAUGAUCAAAACAUUGGGAAGUAUAUUGUCGGCACACCACUUGUUUUUGCCUUGAAUACAAGUUAUAAAAUAUAUGAUGGAUUUAGCUCGCGCGUCUUGGAUAGGAAAGAUUGGCAUUCAGGAGAGCCAAGAGACGAUGUCGAUGGUGAUGACGAGAGUCAACAUCGCAGAAAGAGAUCGACGUCGUUUUCUGCAGACGAGAUCCAAGGAAUCCUGGACAGGCAUAAUCUUCUUAGAGGACAGGUUUCACCUGAAGCCUCCAAUAUGGAAUUCAUGAUAUGGGAUGACGACUUAGCCUCGAUGGCCCAGGAUUGGUCUGAUGAGUGUCUGUGGGAGCAUGGUAACCCUACAAACAUCUCACCAUUCUCAUCAGUGGGCCAGAAUCUAUGGCUUGGAACGGGAUCGCAGCCCGAUGGUGUUGGGCCAACUCAGGCUUGGUACGACGAGGACCAGUACUACGACUAUGAUGACCACAGCUGCUCUGAUGUCUGUGGCCAUUACACACAGGUUGUAUGGGCUUCUACAUACGCUGUUGGAUGUGGACGAACCUUUUGCUCUUCAGUUUCCAACGGCUGGUCGAACGCAUACAUCGUCACCUGUAAUUAUGGACCAGCUGGUAACUACAACGGUGUGCGUCCCUAUUUAUCUGGCAGCAGCUGUACACAAUGCGAUUCAGGCAUUGGAGAAUGUUAUGAAAAUAAAUGUAGAUUGUGUUCUGAGCACAACGAAGCCUGUGAUUGCCAAGCUGUAUGCCAGAACUGCGGAACAUUGAACAAUGAUUGUACGUGUACAUGUCAAGACGGGCAUUACGGUAGCGACUGUUCAACUGUUUGUGAGGACACACAUGAAUACUGCGGCGGUAAUCCUGGCUGGCCUCUCUCCUGGUGUACCGAGGACAGGUCGUACGUGCUCACUAAUUGUCCUCUCUUCUGCGGAUUGUGUAAUGAAGCCGACCCAAGUCAGACUUGUGAUAGUUCCACAUCCACUUCGUCUCCGGUCGCGACAUCGACCUCGGGCGGUGGAGGCGAUGUAACAACCCCUGUCAUGACCACGACCGAGUCAACCACGACCGAACAAACAUGUGAUACCACGUGUCAGAAUGGCGGCAGUGUUGACGAGACAUCGUGUGAAUGCAACUGUCCAAGUGACUACCAAGGAGAACAGUGUGAACAACAAAAAGCCCAGGUUCGGUUUGGCGUAGUAGUACUGGUUUAUACGAGCAUAAAUAGAUGGCCUGAUCUUGAAGAUAUUCUCCUGCGAAUAAUUGGAGAAAUCGUGACGUCGUGGUGCAAUGACAAUUUUGAUAUCUGCUGCUCAAACCAGGGAACACUUUCAGAGUCAUCCGCAACUCUGAGCUACGUCGAUGAAACCCAUGUGACUAUUGCUGACGGGUUUCCCAGGGAAGAAACAGGGCUUUCCUUCGAUGCUUUUCGGGUCAUGCUAUUGGUGACACCACCAGAGAUAACAGAACUUUGCUCAGCAGGAUCUGAUUCUAACUCUGCAACCAGGAGAAGAAGAUGGAUUGAUCAAGGCAAUGGGAUUUCGAAGAGAAACGUUGACACAUCAGAAAACUACCUUGAUCAGGACGCGCUGUACCAGGCCGUCAGUGAGAACAUUGACACUCUGGAAGACGAACUCAACGUCACGGUCGGUGAGGUGGUCAAAGGCGAAGUCGAACCUGAUCCAGGAAACGGUGGAGGACUGGCAGCCUGGGCUAUUGCUCUCAUCGUCGUGCUCGUCCUUCUGGUUGUCGUCGCCGUACUCGGGGUUGCUGUAUACAUGACGAUGAUAGGCAAAAAGAACCAAUCUGUGUCUCCUGACAAGAAGGCUAACAAGGACAAGAAAGAUGAAGAAACUGGAGGUGCUAAAGCAGCCGACCCCAUCAAUGCCUCCAAAGACAUCAACCAAAGAGAGUCAUAUGAAGAUAAACAUCCUCCACAAAAGAACAGAGGAGGACAAGGCUUGAGUAAUACAUCAUCCAGAGGGAAACCUAUAAAGCUCACUCCAAUGAAGUCGAAAUCCAGCGAAAAGGCUCCUGAAAUCAAGAAAAAUAACUCCCUUCCCCCUGUGAAACGUUCACAGGCACCACCAAAAAAGAAGGGGAAGAAGAAAUGAUUUGAUAUGUUUGCUUUGGUCCUCUCUUCCUCUUCAUUCGAGGUAUCCCUCUGAAGUCACUAACUCUCUCCAUUAUUCCCACUUUCCCAUGUUCCCUCCCCUCUCUUAUAUGUCCCCACUUCAUGUCCCCACACCUUACCCCUCAUUAUCUAGGUAUAUUCACCCCCGUCUUCCCCCCUCUUCUUCCAAUACAACCUUAUACUUUCAUUCUCCACCACUGUAUUUUCAAUAUAUUAGCUCUCAACAUAUCUCACUCUCUCACAUUUCUUGAAUACACAUCCCCUCUUUCUACUUUCCUCGCUUUCUCUUACUAUUUUCCCCAUGCACUCACUCUCUCUCUUUAAAAACCAGUCCAUCUAUUUAAUAUUGCAUUUAUUCAUCUUUGCAGAGGCAGUAAGUGCGAACUUCUUGUAAAUAGACCACUUAAAAUGAAUUAUUUCUGUCAUGUAAAUAUUUCAACCAAAUACUUUAAAGGGUUUCACAAAGUGCAGAAAUAAAAGGCGAAAUGAGGCUU
This is a messenger RNA of Lytechinus variegatus (green sea urchin), 3081 nucleotides long. RefSeq lists its product as uncharacterized. NCBI's taxonomy places the organism in Eukaryota, Metazoa, Echinodermata, Echinoidea, Temnopleuroida, Toxopneustidae. Bases 375 to 2567 code for a protein of 730 amino acids. Gene Ontology annotation, cellular component: extracellular region. The record is from RefSeq and is a predicted model, not a curated record. The transcript has 15 exons.